This is a messenger RNA of Lathyrus oleraceus (garden pea), 1850 nucleotides long. Its product is annotated as cytochrome P450 714C2. The transcript is spliced from 5 exons. The coding region runs from base 97 to 1653 and encodes 518 amino acids. Gene Ontology annotation, molecular function: oxidoreductase activity, acting on paired donors, with incorporation or reduction of molecular oxygen; heme binding; iron ion binding. The record is from RefSeq and is a predicted model, not a curated record. Lineage: Eukaryota; Viridiplantae; Streptophyta; Magnoliopsida; Fabales; Fabaceae.
AAGCAUAGAAGCAUCAAAAGGGUAAUGAAAAACACUAGUAGUGUUAAAGAGGAAAAAUAGAGAGUGGAAAAGUGAGAAAGUUUUGAGAAGAGCAUAAUGGAAAUUGUUGAGAUAAGCACAAUAAUGAAAGUGUUGUUUGGAGCAAUUUUGGUGAUUUUGGUUCAUAUUUUGAAUAUUUUGGUGUUGAGGCCAAAAUCAGUUAGAGCAAAGCUUGAAAGACAGGGUAUUAAUGGUCCUUCUCCUCAUUUCUACCUUGGCAAUAUUCCAGAAAUAAAGAGACUUUUACAAGAAAACAACAAAGAUGGUGUUUCAACAUCCAUUUCUCAUAACUGGCAUUCUAAUCUCUUCCCUCACAUUUACAACUGGAAAAAACAAUACGGUCCCAUUUUCGUGUUUUGUUCUGGGAGUAUACAAUGGUUAGUGGUGACAGAUAUAGAUACAGUGAAGGAGAUUGUCCUCCAUACAUCUUUGAAUCUUGGGAAGCCAUCGUUUUUAUCCAAAGAUAAUAGGCCACUCCUUGGACAAGGUAUAUUAUCAUCAAGUGGCCAAUAUUGGGCUCAUCAAAGGAAGAUAAUUGCCCCAGAACUGUACCUAGAGAAAAUGAAGGCAAAAGUCAAUAUGAUAAUGGAGUCAACAAAUGGACUGCUAAGAUUAUGGGAUACCAAACUGAAUAAAGAUGGAGACACUUUAGAGAUUGAAAUUGAUCAAGACUUGCGAAACUUAUCAUCUGACAUUAUUGCAAAAGCUUGUUUUGGAAGCAAUUAUGUUGAAGGAAGAGAAAUAUUCACAAAGCUUAGAGAACUUCAAAACCUCAUUUCCAAGAUAUUUGCUGGAAUUCCAGGCUAUAGAUAUUUGCCAAACAAAACCAAUAGACAAAUGUGGAAACUAGAAAAAGAGAUAAACUCCAAGAUAUCAAAGCUCGUCAAAAAACGCCAAAACGAUGCUCGAGAGGAACAAGAUCUUUUACAAAUGAUACUCGACAGUGCAAAGAAAUGCGACAGUGGUGAUAGUUUCUUGCCGAAUUCGAUCUCCCGGGACAUAUUUAUAAUAGAUAACUGCAAAAAUAUAUUUUUCGCUGGAUAUGAGACUACUGCAAUUACAGCAUCAUGGUGCUUAAUGUUGUUAUCUACGCACCAAGAAUGGCAAGAUCGUGUUCGCGCCGAAGUGCUCGAAAUUGUUGGAAAGGAUGGUAAUAUAGAUGCAAGUAUGCUUAAAAGCUUGAAAAUGUUAACUAUGGUGCUUCAAGAGACGUUGAGGCUUUAUCCACCAGCAUCAUCGGUUAAUCGAGAAGUUUUCAAAGACAUUGUUUUCAAAGGUCUCUUAGUUCCGAAAGGAAUGAACAUUCACAUUCCAAUGCCGAUUUUGCAUCAAGACUCGAAGCUUUGGGGCGAUGAUGCACAUGAGUUCAAUCCGGAAAGAUUUGCGAAUGGAGUGCAAGGAGCAUGCAAGAUUCCACAAGUUUACAUGCCAUUUGGAAUGGGGUCUCGUGUAUGUGUAGGACAGCAUUUGGCCAUGGUUGAGUUGAAGGUGGUGGUGUCUCUCAUUCUGUUGAAGUUUCGAUUUUCUGUAUCGCCGAGUUAUCGUCAUUCGCCUUCCUUCCACAUGCUUAUUGAACCCGGACAUGGAGUUGUUCUCAACAUGACAAGAAUCUAAUCAGAACCAAUGUAGUUUAAAGAACCUUUGUCCCGUUUUCUUGGAGUUCUUGAUUGACCUUGGGAAGGUUAAAGUAACUAUUAGACAAUAAAGAGUAGUACUACAAAUGGUUGUUUUUUGUUAUCCUUGCUAAUUAUGCUGCUGUCAUUUCAUUUCUGUUUUGUGAGAUUUAUUUCUAUCUAGUACGUGAUUGUAAC